AGUGGCGGUGCACAGCGCAGGUGAUCUGUGCGUGUCCGGCUGCUGCUGCUGGAGUAGGAGGGGAUUCAGGCGCACGCGCACUUCCGCUCACAGAACCCAUGCCGACAUUUCAUACGAGCGCGGUCAGGAAAGUUUUCGCAUUCCUAUGAACACAUUUCCCCGUGUCAAACGGACAGAGUUGGCGACGCGAAGAACGGUCCUCUUCUCGCUACAGAAGCACCAUUUAGAGAUCUGAGGCGAGAACAGAAGAGAGCCGCUGUCCUGCCCGCGAGAUUUACUCAGUCAGCGCGCCUUGUCCUGCGUGUGUGUGUGUGUGUGUGUGUGUGAGAUUGAGCGAUGGCUCCAGCGACGGGUGGUCCGGUGGGCUACACGCCCCCUGAGGGGGGGUGGGGCUGGAUGGUGGUGGUGGGCGCCUUCAUCUCCAUCGGCUUCUCCUACGCCUUCGCCAAGUCCAUCACCGUCUUCUUCAAGGAGAUCGAGAUCAUCUUCGACGCCACCAGCUCACAGGUGUCCUGGAUCUCCUCCAUCACACUGGCCGUCAUGUACGGUGGAGGACCAAUCAGCAGCAUCUUGGUGAAUAAGUAUGGCAGUCGGCCCGUCAUGAUGUGUGGGGGGCUUCUGUCUGGCUGUGGUCUAGUGGCAGCCUCCUUCUGCAACAGCGUGGAGGGACUCUACUUCUGUGUGGGCGUUAUUGGAGGCCUGGGCCUGUCAUUCAACCUGAACCCCGCCCUGACAAUGAUCGGUAAAUACUUCUACAAGCGCCGGCCCAUCGCCAACGGGAUCGCCAUGGCGGGCAGCCCGGUGUUCCUGUCUACUCUGUCGCCGCUCAACACCUGGCUGUACGACCAGUUCGGCUGGCGGGGCAGCUUCCUCAUCCUAGGCGGCCUGCUGCUCAACUGCUGUGUGGCCGGAGCACUCAUGCGGCCCCUCGGACCCAAGGCUCCGCCACCCAAGAUAGAGGACCCCAAGGUGGAGCUGGAGUCCAGCGCGGUAGCAAAGCCCGCCCAGAAGCGAUCGGCCAUUGAGGUCAUCAACAGCUUCAUUGACCUGACGCUGUUUAAACACCGCGGCUUCCUGCUCUACCUGCUGGGCAAUGUGGUCAUGUUCUUCGGCCUCUUCUCGCCCCUCAUCUUCCUCAGCAACUACGCCAAGGACGAGGGCAUCUCCAAGGAGAAGGCCGCCUUCCUGCUGUCCAUCCUGGCCUUCACCGACAUGUUUGCCCGGCCCUCCAUGGGCCUGGUGGCCAACACGCGCUGGGUGCGUCCACGUAUCCAGUACUUCUUCGCCGCCUCGGUGCUGUACAACGGCAUCUGCCACCUGCUGGCGCCGCUGUCGGUGGACUACCUGGGCUUCGCGCUCUACGCCGUCUUCUUCGGGAUUGCGUUCGGCUGGCUCAGCUCCGUGCUGUUCGAGACGCUCAUGGACCUGGUCGGGGCGCAGAGGUUCUCCAGCGCCGUCGGACUCGUCACCAUCGUGGAGUGUGGCCCCGUGCUGUUGGGACCACCGCUGCUGGGCAAGCUGAAGGACGUCUACCAUAACUACCGGUACACGUACAUGGCGUGCGGUGUGAUCCUGGUGGUGGCGAGCGUCUUCCUGUUCGUGGGGAUGGGCAUCAACUACACGCUGCUGGAGCGCGAGAAGCGUGCGGAGGAGCGCAACAGCGCGGCCGACGCCCUCGAACAGGAGGCCAACGACCACAACGCCAGCCGCGAGAAGGAGGGGGAGGAGCCUAACGCAGCCGUGCCCCUCAACCCCCCCGAGGACGAGCAGCUGAAUGAGGACUCCGUCUAGGCCACGCGACGCACGCGCUGGUGAACUCUGACCUCUCACCUCUGACCUCCCGGCCCGCGCAGCGCAGGUGUGUCACCGUCCACACGAGUACUGGAAGAUAACGGUCAAACGGACGACAGCAACGAGCAAACAAACAAACGAAAUACGGACAAAGCAAAUGUGAUUUUACUGUAGUAGGUGCUGGCACGAGUGCAAAGCAACACACACACACACACACACACACACACACACCCACACACACACACACACACACACAUACAAACUGACGAACAAAUACACUCCUUGACAUGCUAGUGAACAAACAUUGACAAAGAAGAAAGAUGAGAUUGGUGAGGUGGAUAUGUGGAAGCAUUUCACACACACACACAAACUACACAUUUACAUCACACACACGCACACACUACAAGUUUUAAGAAGGUUUAGUCAUGACUGGAACAUUUCUCCCUGUAAAUACCAAGUUCCCUCACCAGCUUCAAAACAAAACUUGCUAGACAGACCAGGCAGUAGGAUUCUAUCGUUUGGACCACCUGACAGUCUGUGUGUGUGUGUGUGUGUGUGUGUGUGUGUGUGUAUUGUAGAGGAAUGAUAGAUUGUCUCAGUUGUCCCUCUGUUCUUUUUUGGAUUUGUGAUUCUGAUUUGAAUCUCAUCCCAUGGCAACAGGAAGUAGAUGAGCACUCACACCCCUGUUCCCAUGGGAACGUGAAACAGAACACUCCAGACUGCCCCUGAACUUGAGAUUAGAUUCUUCAAGUCAAGUCAGAUUUAUUUGUAUAGCGCAUAGAUUCUUAACCUCCUCAACAUGGUCUCUUUGUUCAGAGAUGUGAUUCAUGGGGGCAGAGAGGAGGUGACAGAGGGGCUAGUAGUGACCUUAGAAUCCCCACAACUAGCCCUAAAUGGCCCUCAAACUAGCCCUCCCAGAUAUAGCAUGUAGUAUGUAGUCAUUUGGUACACACACACACACACACACACACACACACACACACUGGUCCCACAUUUGACUGCUUUUCUAUCCCAGUGUAAACAGACAUGUGGUCUGGCACUGUUGAUGAUGAUGAUGAUGAUGAUGAUGAUGACACUGCGCUGUUAACCCUCACAGUCUGAUGUGAGAGCCGCAGACCUGACGUCUUUAGGGAUGUCCGUGUACCAGAGUAGCAUAGACUCCGGCUCAGCCCCGCGAUAGUUGAUCUCUACACACUCCUCUGAGUCCUGUAGACUCUACACCCUUUUAACGCAAUGUGUCCACUAACCUCACUACACAGGCCAUGUAGAAAUCUCACUUUUUAACUCCAUAUUCCAUUUUACGCUAGAACGCUGAUACGUGAUCAAAUAUAUGUGUA
Alosa sapidissima (American shad) is the source of this 3128-nucleotide messenger RNA. RefSeq names its product solute carrier family 16 member 1b (gene slc16a1b). The transcript has 8 exons. Gene Ontology annotation, biological process: monocarboxylic acid transport; transmembrane transport. NCBI's taxonomy places the organism in Eukaryota, Metazoa, Chordata, Actinopteri, Clupeiformes, Clupeidae. Bases 337 to 1791 code for a protein of 484 amino acids. Gene Ontology annotation, cellular component: membrane. Gene Ontology annotation, molecular function: monocarboxylic acid transmembrane transporter activity. The record is from RefSeq and is a predicted model, not a curated record.